AUGCCCGACUCGAACGUGCCAUACACGCUCCUCGUGCCCCGCGACCAGCGACCGCCAAAGCGCGGCUCGCGCGCGUUCGUGCUGCUCUUCGCCGCGAGCGCCGUGGGGUUUGUGUAUUUCCUCGCGCACCUGGGGCACACCAGGCGCACAACGACGCUGUACCCCUCUUCGUCGACAUCGGCAGCCUGCUCCCCGUACGACCAGCGGGGAUACCUCGCGUUCGACGCGCACGACGCGCACGCGAACCGCUGGACGCCGUACGCUGCCGGCGAGGACUCGUGCCACCGCCCAGCGCCGGCGCUCGGGGCGGCGUUCGUGCGCGCGGCUUGGGACGCCCAGGUGCCGUCUAAGCGGCCCAACGGCGCCGAGUUUGCGCAGGCUGCCAAUGGGCCGGACGGGCGCGAGUGGGAGGACGUGUCGUGGGCCAAGGGACGGACAGUGUUGCUCCUAGGCGACAGUAUCCACCGGUUCACGACAAAGUACUUUUGCGAGAUGGCAGGCGAAGCCUUCCUCGAGCUGAGCGCGACGCACCCCUGGUCCCCUGCCCCCGUGCCAAAGGACUACAAGACGACCAAAUACACUGCCGGCGGGCGGCCGAACGCGGCCACCAACACGUCGUGGCAUACGCUCGAUGCUGGGAACGAGGGGGCCCAUGGCGGGCAUUACUGCUAUGUUCCUGGACUGGACUUUUUGCUCGUCCACGUGCACACUUAUGGGCUGGAUCGGGAGGAUUAUUGGGUGCAUAAGGAGGACCGCAUCAACCUCCUCGCCGUCCCAUAUCUCGCCAACAUCCGCGCGACUGCCGGGCGCGGAGACGACGCGCCAGAGCUCGUGCACGUCAACAGCGGCAUGUGGGAUGUCGUGCGGUACAGCCACGAGGACGCGUCGGCGGGUGCGGAUCUCGAGACGCCUCUGAGCGCCGCCCGAACACGCGAGUAUCGCGAGCGCGUGCGCGAUAUCCUCGUCGCCACGGCGGCCGCGUUCCCCCGCGCCGCGCUGCGGUGGGUCACGACGCAUUACCCAAUCGCCGACUCGGGCGCGGGCGGCAACGCGUGGUUCUUCGGGGACGCGAAGCAGAAGCCCAAAACCAAGCCAGACGUCAAGCUCCUCCGCCUGGUCGAGCUGCACGAGGCUGCGCUGUCUGCCAUCGAGGACACGGGGGACGCGAGUGCGCCUGAGGCGGGGGUGUUGGAGCGGGUUGGGGUUAAUCGCUGGGGCACGGCGAUGCGCGGGUGGGAGAAGCACCAGGUGGACAGCCUCCACCCCGCUUUCUUGCCCGGGGGAUACCUCUGGGCCGACAUGAUGCUGUACGACCUGCGCGCGGCGCUCGGACACUGA
Molecule: messenger RNA, 1338 nt
Organism: Vanrija pseudolonga
Lineage: Eukaryota; Fungi; Basidiomycota; Tremellomycetes; Trichosporonales; Trichosporonaceae
Exons: 7
Coding region: 1-1338 (445 amino acids)
Source: RefSeq, a predicted model, not a curated record